AUGGCCGAUGUCUCUUCUCCUAACGUCAAAGCUGAGCCCGCUCCCAUGAACAGCGCUGGGAAGACGGCAACUGGCCCAGAGUCUGCUACUUCCCAGAAGACUGGCUUUGUCAAUGCCACAACCCCUCAGUCUAGUUCAACUGAGGUUGCAUCUCCUGAGGCCCAUGACAAUAACCACAACAAGAUCUCCGCACCAACCAGCAAGCCGAUUCGCACGCCCCCAAAACUCGAUGCUAUCAUGGAAGAUCAUGUCCGAGACAUGAUGAACAAGGCUCGCAGAGUUGCAAAUGGUGGAGACAACCCGUUCAAGUCGGAACAGGACAUCAAGGAAUUGACCCUGCUUGCCAACAACCUUGUCAAGCUCAUGAAUGCUGCCUACAUCGCUACGGACACUAUUGUUCGUGGUGUGGCCUACAUGCAAGGAGGAAGUCAAGCACAUCCCAAAACCGCCAUGAAAUUCGCUAGACAAGAUCGCCGUGCACGUCUGGCUGCGGAAAAAGCUGCGGAACCUGCUGUUGGUGGUCCUCCAAGUCAAGCUGCGGCAGAGGCAGGUGCCAAAGACACUACUCAAGCUGUGACCAACGGACAUGGUGCGGAAUCGGUUGGUGACAAUGGCUCUAACAAGGAGAAUGCUGCACCCAGCGCUGAAGUCCAUCACCAGAACCCAAAGUCUCCUCAGAACAAGACCAGCAAGAAGAAGGGAUAUUGGCGCAGCCGCCGCGCCCUCCGAAAGCGCACGGACAGUACUAUCUCCAAGACGCCAGAGAACAAGAUCAAAGGUCAAGCUGAGUGUGUGGAUGAUGCGAAGGGCAGUGUUAACGGCAAGGGUACAGUCAUGGAACGAAAUCCUAAAACAUCUAGCUCAGACACCACUGUUCAGGAGACGGUUCUGGGUCAAGGUGUCGAUAUUCCUGUCACGGUCUAG
Cladophialophora carrionii CBS 160.54 is the source of this 924-nucleotide messenger RNA. RefSeq lists its product as uncharacterized. The transcript is spliced from 2 exons. Lineage: Eukaryota; Fungi; Ascomycota; Eurotiomycetes; Chaetothyriales; Herpotrichiellaceae. The record is from RefSeq and is a predicted model, not a curated record. The coding region runs from base 1 to 924 and encodes 307 amino acids.